CUUAUCAACGUUGGAAUAAAUUCUUCCAUCAAACUUUUGACUCAUCACGGAAAAUCCAUUGUUUCUAUAAGUUCUCAAGGUAGGAUGAAUAUAUGGCAUUCCACACCAAGACGUACACUGUUAUGCGGUAAAAAUGGGGUAUACCAAUGGUAGUUUGUAUGUUUCCCUUGUGAUGUUGUGCAGUACGUUUGUCAGUGCAGGCAAAGCCAUUGAAGGAAAAGACAGUGUGAAAGCCAAAGUUUCCGCUCUCUUCACAUUUGGGGAUUCAAUCGUGGACCCGGGCAACAACAACUUCAUACCCACACUUGCUAGGGCCAACACUCCUCCAUAUGGCCAAGAUUUUAUUGAUGGCAAGGCUACAGGCCGCUUUUGCAAUGGCAAACUUUCCACCGAUUUCAUCUCUGCAGAGCUUGGACUGAAGGACACAGUGCCGCCAUUUUUAGACCCCAAACUGAGUACACAAGACCUUCUCACAGGCGUCAGCUUUGCUUCGGCUGGAACUGGAUUCGACAACCUCACAGCAGAAGUAGUCAGUGUGAUACCAGUCUUGAAACAAGUGGAAUACUUUAAAGAGUACAAGGCCCGCUUGACAGAUCUGGUGGGAGAGGAAAAUUCUUCCUAUAUAAUUCGGGAAGCUAUAUUUCUGAGCAUUGCAGGUUCCAACGAUUUCUUGGAGAACUAUUAUUCCCUUCCCAAUAGACGAGCUCAUUUCAGCGUUGAACAGUACGAAGACUUUCUGCUUAACAUAUACGUCACUUUCAUCGAGGAUCUGUACAGGCUUGGCGGCCGGAAGUUUGGCAUGUAUGGGCUACCCCCGAUGGGAUGCGUGCCCCUCGAGAGAAGUUUGUACGGGCAAUUAAGCUCGGGAUGUGUUGAGAUAUAUAACCAGGCUGCACUUUCUUACAAUGCACAACUCAUGUCAACCGUCAGUAAAUUGAAAACUCGCCUUCCUGGGAUUAAAGUGGUUUAUGUAGACAUCUACUACAGCUCCUUGGAUAUUAUUGAAAAUCCCUCCAAAUAUGGGUUUGAGACAUCCAGCAGGGGAUGCUGUGGGACUGGAUUAGUUGAGACCGGCAUAAUAACCUGCAAUUUGAAAACUCCGGUAACUUGUUCAGAUUCAGACAAGUUUGUUUUCUGGGACUCUGUUCAUCCUACGCAGAGAGCCUAUCAAAUAACUGCUCACCAGGUGUUCGUAAAGUAUAUUUCAAAGCUUCUGUAACUAUUUCAAGGAAUAAAUAAUAAAUGAAGUUAUUACUUUUGGAAAAUGA
This is a messenger RNA of Cryptomeria japonica (Japanese cedar), 1268 nucleotides long. Its product is annotated as GDSL esterase/lipase At2g42990. The record is from RefSeq and is a predicted model, not a curated record. The coding region runs from base 134 to 1219 and encodes 361 amino acids. Gene Ontology annotation, molecular function: hydrolase activity, acting on ester bonds. The transcript has 5 exons. NCBI's taxonomy places the organism in Eukaryota, Viridiplantae, Streptophyta, Pinopsida, Cupressales, Cupressaceae.